UCCUAUAUCACAAACAGGCUGUGCUUCUCCAACACAAGACCUCGCCAAGAUCGCACUCUGCAAGUUCCCACUGAUCUACAAACGCCUCAAGUGUGCACCGAUAUAUUGUGGAUCAGAAAGAUGCUCUUCACUAGACGAUAACAAUAGCCACAAUCUCCGCCAGCGCAUCCUUCAGGGACCAAAGCUCUAUCUAGCUUUUUUGCUUCUAAAUGACGUGAUGAUCGUAUUUGGAAUGGAAUCACGAGAAGUUGAACAGUUUCCGUUUGUUUUGAGGCUAAGCACUGGCGUUUUUGGAUGAGUAUACGAUGUCGUGAUGGUUUUGUAUACAAGGCAAACUCAAUUGGCUUUGGGUACGAUACCUUUUAAAUACCCGAUCAAAGCCCCUAUUGUCUCUGUCUCAUCCCGUCUCGACCAGGUGUUCUUUGUUUAAUUGGGUUCACAAAUUACAGGCCAAAACAAUGAAGUUCCUUCCGCAAGUCCUCUGCUUCGCCUCCCUCGCUGUGGCAUCCCCUGCAGUCAAGCGUUCAGGGUUCGGUGACGGUGAGCCUAUCAACGAUUCGGGCAAGGGAGCUCCAUUUUCUGGAGGAACAAACCAUGCUAUCGAUAUACAGAACCCGGAUAACUUGGGCCGCGAGUCGACAGACAAUGGAUAUGUUCCGAAUCUGAAAUGGAGUUUCUCUGACUCUAAGACCAACCUCUAUCCUGGAGGCUGGUCUCGGGAGCAGAUCACGUCCGAUCUUCCACAGAGUCACGACAUUGCCGGUGCCCAGCAGCACCUGAUAAAGGGAGCUAUCCGUGAGCUGCACUGGCAUCGAGUAGCUGAGUGGGGCUACGUCUACAAAGGAGCUGUCACAGUCUCCGCCGUUAAUGAGGACGGCCAGUACGAACUAGACACAGCCAAGGAAGGCGAUAUCUGGUAUUUCCCCAAGGGACAGGCCCAUACUGUCCAGGGAUUGGAAGACCAGAACGAAUACCUUCUCAUCUUCGAUGAUGGAGACUUUGAAGCGCAAGGCACGACUUUCAUGAUCGACGACUGGAUAAAGCACACUCCAAAGGACAUUCUUGCGAAGAACUUUGGUGUUGAUCCCUCCGUCUUCGGCAAAGUACCUGAAAAGUUCCCCUACAUCCUGAACGGUACUGUCGAGGAACAGAAUGUCACUGGCGGAAACGGUGCGCUCGUCGGUAACAGCUCUUUCGUGUACCACUCGGAUCAGCAUGAGACCGAACCCGUGCCUGGAAACGGCGGUACCUUCCGCAAGGUGGAUUCUACUACAUUCCCAAUUGCCAAAACUAUCGCUGCAGCAGUCGUCGAACUUGAGCCUAAGGGCUUGAGAGAACUCCACUGGCACCCUAAUGCUGAGGAAUGGCUUUACUUCCACCAGGGACACGGCCGUGCUAGUGUCUUCAUUGGUAGCGAGAAGUCACGCACCUUCGACUUCUCUGCCGGUGAUACUGCGGUCUUCCCCGACAAUUCCGGACACUACAUUGAGAACACGUCUGAUACCGAGAAACUCGUGUGGAUUGAAAUCUACAAGAGCGACCGUGUUGCAGACAUCUCUCUCGCUCAAUGGCUGGCCCUGACUCCUUCACACAUCGCUGCGCAGACCCUGAAGGUCGACGAGGAGGUUAUCCGCCAUAUCAAGAAGCAGAAGCAGAUUCUCAUCAAGGGAACGUAAGUCUGUAAUCGAUGCUGCACAGCGGACACGUCCUCAUCUAGAUAACAAGAACGAGGAUCCUGGUCUAAGGACAUAUAGCAUGUACAUUCUAUUCUUCAAUUGGCCCCUUCAUUUAAUAUUUAAUAUAAAUAUUGUUUCAUAUUAUAAGACAAUAUCCUGGUAAUUUCCGCUUCUAAUCAGAGUAUUAGAAUUAUAUAUUUUUAAGGC
Paecilomyces variotii is the source of this 1883-nucleotide messenger RNA. Its product is annotated as thermophilic glucose-6-phosphate isomerase. The record is from RefSeq and is a predicted model, not a curated record. Bases 459 to 1676 code for a protein of 405 amino acids. The transcript is spliced from 6 exons. Gene Ontology annotation, cellular component: cell wall. Lineage: Eukaryota; Fungi; Ascomycota; Eurotiomycetes; Eurotiales; Thermoascaceae. Gene Ontology annotation, biological process: oxalate metabolic process.